Papilio polytes (common Mormon) is the source of this 1661-nucleotide messenger RNA. It is a transcript of the gene DNApol-gamma35, whose product is annotated as DNA polymerase subunit gamma-2, mitochondrial. The coding region runs from base 20 to 973 and encodes 317 amino acids. The record is from RefSeq and is a predicted model, not a curated record. The transcript is spliced from 6 exons. Lineage: Eukaryota; Metazoa; Arthropoda; Insecta; Lepidoptera; Papilionidae.
UAUCAAUCUAUAAAGAAAAAUGAGAACUGAUGUCCUAAAAGUUAUUCAUUUAAAUAAUUUCUUCAACAUAACUAAAUCAAAUGAUAAAAUUAUUAAAUAUUCUUAUAAAGAAGCUAGUAAAAUACUGUUACAUAAUAUAAGAAUAAGAUGGUUACAGUUUAUACAUGCAAAAACUAGUCAACAUUUUCCAGUGUAUUUAUCUGAACCUAAAACUAAAAUGCUGAAUAAAAAUCAGCCCUAUGGUUAUAUUCAUCAAAUUGUGCCACAACUCGACAAAGUAAUUGAGUAUAAUGUUGAAGAAAUGGGUACAAAAACCACAUCUGAGUUAUGUUUUAACAUGAUUAUUCCAACACAAGAUGUAAUGCAAUAUUUUAUGCAAUGGCAGAGGUAUAGAAAAUAUUGGUGGAGCUCUGUAACUACAACACCGAGUCUGUUUUCUUUGAGUGAUAUAAAACAUAAAGACAAUUCAGCCAAUGUUGAAGUGUUGGCAAAUUUCAAUUGUGGUUCUAAAAUUGUUGAAGCCAUAUCCAUUAAUACAAAUAAUGGUCCAGAAUCUUCUUUAAGCUGUAAAAUGGCACUUGAAGAUGCAUUGCUCACACUUUUACUAGAUGGAUUAAACAACAGUACCAAAGAGGAAUAUUUAAGACUUCAUAAUAAAAUGGCUCCUUACAAAAUUGCAUUGGCAUUGCAAUAUGAUGAUGUUAAACAUUUUGACACUCUCAAAGAACUUGCUUCACUUAUGAUGUACAAAUUGGAGUCAAGAAAUAUAUCAACAAUUUGUCCUAAUGUUGAACUGCCAUUGGAAUUACAGCUUCGAGAAAAUUUCCGUAUUGGUGUAACAUACACAGCUAUAAUUAGUGAAAACACACUUUCGAAUGGUAUAUUCCAUUUGUUGAAUAGCAGUACCAUGCUUAAGGAACAAAUACAUUUGGCAGAUUUUGAAAAUUAUGCCACAUUGCUGUGUGGUAAAUGAACUCGUAAAGUUGCAUUAACAUAACAUAUGUAUAAUAAAAAAAUCGUAUUACUGUCUGAUAAAAUAAACUUGUUGAACAAGAAACAUUUUUUUUAAUUACUUUAUCCUUAUCUAUACUGCUCCGUUGACUUUAAAGUUCAGUAUGUUAACUUUUAAUCAUUAUCAAUAGGAAUGUAGCUGGGAUAUGUCUGAAUAAUGCAUAACAUCGCUUCCAGAUUUAAUUUAUUUAAGAAUACUUAUUGUUAGAAGUUACAUUAAAAUCUUAAUUAUGAAAAAAAAAAUUGAUCUAUAUACCAAAUACUAACAAUUUACAAAAAAUUACGAAUUUCAUUGCUUCAUUAGUCACUGAAAUCAUUUAGUCAGAUUUUUUAUUUAAAUAACGCGAAACAACAUUGUCCAAAAUAAAUAUGUAUAUAGCUGGUUUGUACGACUUAUUUGUUGCUAAUUGUCUCAAAUAAUGACUAAAACAGGCAGCAUUGAAUUGAUUUUAUAAAAUUGCUUACUUUUUAAGCAUUUUCAGUUUCAUAUCUGUCCAUAUAAAACUGAAAUGCCAUAAGAAUAAUAUGGCAUGUCCACAAAAAUCUCGUGAUCAUGCCAAAUGUAUUAUUGGACACUAUGCUAAUUUUGGUUUGUUUACCUACAAAACAAAGAAUAUAUUGCAUGUUUAAUACAUGAUUCUUUUAUGAAA